GAGCGCUGUGGUGCGGUGUGCGCGAGCGGCUGUGUGCUGGUGCUGGGCCAUGGCGCGCACGAAGCAGACGGCGCGGAAGUCGACGGGCGGCAAGGCGCCCCGCAAGCAGCUGGCCACCAAGGCUGCCCGCAAGAGCGCGCCGGCCACGGGCGGCGUCAAGAAGCCGCACCGCUACCGGCCCGGCACGGUGGCGCUGCGCGAGAUCCGGCGCUACCAGAAGUCCACGGAGCUGCUGAUCCGCAAGCUGCCCUUCCAGCGCCUGGUGCGCGAGAUCGCGCAGGACUUCAAGACCGACCUGCGCUUCCAGAGCUCGGCCGUCAUGGCGCUGCAGGAGGCCAGCGAGGCCUACCUGGUGGGGCUCUUCGAGGACACCAACCUGUGUGCCAUCCACGCCAAGCGCGUCACCAUCAUGCCCAAGGACAUCCAGCUGGCCCGCCGCAUCCGCGGCGAACGUGCAUAAACCUUGUCAGUAUUGGGCCACUUGUUUUAAGAAAGUAUUUUAAGACAACACAAAGGCUCUUUUAAGAGCCACUACAUGCACAAUAAAAGGAGCUGUACC
Molecule: messenger RNA, 559 nt
Organism: Vidua macroura (Pin-tailed whydah)
Lineage: Eukaryota; Metazoa; Chordata; Aves; Passeriformes; Viduidae
Product: histone H3
Exons: 1
Coding region: 50-460 (136 amino acids)
Cellular component (GO): nucleosome
Molecular function (GO): DNA binding; protein heterodimerization activity; structural constituent of chromatin
Source: RefSeq, a predicted model, not a curated record